This is a messenger RNA of Plasmodium vinckei vinckei, 813 nucleotides long. RefSeq names its product proteasome subunit beta type-7, putative. Bases 1 to 813 code for a protein of 270 amino acids. Gene Ontology annotation, cellular component: proteasome core complex. Lineage: Eukaryota; Apicomplexa; Aconoidasida; Haemosporida; Plasmodiidae. Gene Ontology annotation, molecular function: threonine-type endopeptidase activity. The record is from RefSeq and is a predicted model, not a curated record. The transcript has a single exon.
AUGAAACUCGAUUAUAUAAAUGCGAUAAAAGAAGAAAAUGGAGGAUAUAAUUUUGAAAACCUAAAGAGAAAUGAAAUUUUGAAGGAAAAGGGAGUAACAUUCCCAACAUUUCGAAAAACAGGAACAACUAUUUGUGGAAUAGUUUGUCAAAAUGCAGUUAUAUUAGGAGCCGAUACACGAGCAACAGAAGGGCCAAUAGUUGCAGAUAAAAAUUGUAGUAAAUUACAUUACAUAAGCAAAAAUAUAUAUUGCGCAGGUGCAGGUGUGGCUGGAGAUUUAGAGCACACUACAUUAUGGCUACAACACAAUGUUGAGUUACACCGUUUGAAUACAAAAACUCAACCUAGAGUAGCUAUGUGUGUAUCGAGGUUAACUCAAGAAUUAUUUAAAUAUCAAGGUUAUAAAGUAUGCGCAAUAGUAUUAGGAGGUGUAGAUGUUACUGGACCACAGCUAUAUGCUAUAAGCCCUCAUGGGUCGUCUUGCCUCUUACCAUUUACAGCUUUAGGAUCAGGAUCUUUAAAUGCUAUGACCGUUUUAGAGGCAAAAUAUAGAGAUAACAUGACAAUAGAAGAAGGAAAAGAACUUGUGGCUGAAGCAAUAUGUGCAGGUAUCUUUAAUGAUUUAGGUUCUGGUGGAAAUGUAGAUAUUUGUGUCAUAACAAAAGAUGGUACACAACAUAUAAGACCUUAUAAACAACCAAACCCUCGAUUAUAUCAUUUAGCACAUCCAACUAUUUAUCCAAAGGGAACUACACCAAUUUUAUAUGAAAAAAUUGAAAACAUUAAAAAAUAUAUUACCAUAGAAGAUGCAUAA